Messenger RNA from Engraulis encrasicolus (European anchovy), 2654 nucleotides. RefSeq names its product tripartite motif-containing protein 16-like. The coding region runs from base 1 to 1659 and encodes 552 amino acids. NCBI's taxonomy places the organism in Eukaryota, Metazoa, Chordata, Actinopteri, Clupeiformes, Engraulidae. Gene Ontology annotation, molecular function: zinc ion binding; protein binding. The record is from RefSeq and is a predicted model, not a curated record. The transcript is spliced from 6 exons.
AUGGCAGCAGCAAUGUCAAGUAAGCAAGAUAUUUGUAUGUGUUCUAUUUGCUUGGAUCUUCUGAAGGAUCCAGUGACUCUCAACUGUGGACACAAUUACUGUUCGGGCUGCAUUAACGGCUGUUGGGAUCAGGAAGAUCAGAAGGGAGUCUACAGCUGUCCUCAGUGUAGGCAGACUUUCACACCGAGACCAGUUCUGAACAAGAAUUAUAGUUUUGCUGAACUUGUGGAAGAAAUGAGGAAGACUACAAUUCAACCUGAUGCUCCCGCUGACCAUGGAGAUGUGGAGUGUGAUGUUUGCUUUGAGGGAAAACUGAAGGCUGUGAAGUCCUGUCUGGAUUGUCUGAUGUCGUAUUGUGAAACUCACUACAAGGCUCAUAAUGACCUUAACAGGGGGAGAAAUCACACAGUAAUCGACGCCACUGGUCAUCUACAGGAAAGGAUUUGCUCCCUUCAUAAGAAGGCUCUUGACAUAUUUUGUCGUACUGAUCAGACUUGCAUCUGUUAUUUGUGCACAAUGAGCCAACAUAAAGGCCAUGACACCAUCGCAGCCACAGAAGAGUGUGGUGAUAGAAAGGAAAGGUUGGGGCAGAUCCAGACGAGAUGCCAGCAGACAAUCCAGAAGAGAGAGAAGGAGGUUCAGGAGCUGAGGAGAGCAGUUGAGACUCUGAAGAGCUCAGCACAGUCUGCAGUGGAACACAGUGACCAGAUGUUUGAUGACAUCAUUCGCUCUGUUGAGAGAAGGCGCUCUGAGGUGACAGAGCUGAUCAGAGCUCAGGAGAGGGCUGAGGUAAGUCGGACUGAAAAGCUCCUGAAACGACUGGAACAGGAGAUCUCUGAGCUGAAGAAGAGAGUUGCUGAGAUGGAGAAGCUUUCACACACACAAGAUCACAUCCAUUUCCUCAAGAAUGUAGGGUCCAUCUCUGACAGUCCCUACAGUACAAUUUCAACCAACAUGACCCUCAACUCAAACCUCUCCUUUGAGCCUGUGAAAACAUCUGUCUCUGCACUGAAGACGCAGCUGGAGGAGAAAUUAGCCUCUAUCUUCAAUCAGGAAGCAGCCAAAAUAUCUGCAGCAGUGUCUGAAGUGCAGGCUGUUAUGACUGAACCAGUGACCAGAGAGGACUUCUUACAGUAUUACUGCAACUUCACACUGGAUCCAAACACUGCAAACAGAAAACUCCAUCUGUCUGAGGGGAACAGGAGGGUGGAGAGGAGAGAUGAGGCCCCCCAGUCAUAUCCAGACCAUCCAGAGAGAUUUGAUGACAGGUGGCAGGUGCUGUGUAGAGAGGGUGUGUCUGGACGCUGCUACUGGGAAGUUGAGUGGAGUGGUGAGGAGGUUAAUAUAGCUGUGGCAUAUAAAACCAUCAGCAGGAAAGGACGCCUGAAUGACUGCUGGUUUGGAUUCAAUAAUCAGUCGUGGAGACUUACUGUAGAGCCUAAAAGGACAUAUGUCCGGCACAAUAAAAACAGCACUGAACUCCCUCUAGUGGCCAGCUCCAGAGUAGGAGUGUAUGUGGACCACAGGGCAGGGACUCUGGCCUUCUACAGCAUCUCUGACACCAUGAUGACACUCCUGCACAAAGUCCAGACCACAUUCUCUCACACACUCUACCCUGGGUUUGCAUUACAAGAUGGGUCAUCAGUGAAGCUCUUGUGACUCACAUGCAUGUAGUAGCACAUCUGGACACUGUGGAUCCAUGUGUGUUAAGCAUCACAUAUCGUCACCACACAUUUGGCCAAGGUGAAUAUGGUAAAACAUUUUAAUCAUGAUACACACAGGACAGUAGUACUGUAGCUGACGCUAUCACAUAACUUUGAAAAAUUGUGCACAAUGUUAUACUCUGACCACGCAAGAGAAAAUUGAGGAAGGUUUUCUCUUAUGCAAAUUAGAAAUUAAUUUGGCCUCACAGCCAAUCAAAUCAACAGCAGCGUGUUUGAAUUGAAUUCAUUGGCCAUCCAUUUAUACUUGUAGACUGUUGAGCUGUCAGACUAGGAUGCUGAAUUUCACCAUGAUAAAUCAAGACAUUGAUAAAUCUAGUCAUUAGUUUCUUUUGUUCCAGACAUGUAAACAUUUGUUUCCCUUUACCUGACAUGUUUCGAUGGUAUCACUUCAGUAUUUCAGUCACAUCUGUUGCCCAUGAUGUAUAUUAGCAUGCAGCACUAGCAUGGGGAUGUCAGUUUGUUACUGUGUAAAAUUCAGGUGGGAGGUUGAUUACAAAGACAUGUUGUGUGAAAUGUGUGCAUUUUUCUGUGAUAUUUCAUGUUUUGUUUCAAUGUAGAUGCCGAACUUUGCAAUAGGGUAAGUUGUAGGUAAUGAUAGAAACAUGACAGAAAAUGUGAUAGUCCUUAUUACACCUAACAUGGAUAACACUGGUAGAUCUUCAAUACCAUGCUGUAGGAGUAUGUUUAGUACGCAUCAGUAAUCAACUAAUACAUUGACAUUGGACAUCUGCACUGCACUAUGUUGUAGGGUAAAAUACGUUUGAAGAAAGUAAGUAACAUGAUUGUAUCCUUUUCUGUUUUUUUUUCCUUAUAUGGUAGCAUAUUGUACACAUAUGGUUCAGUGACAAUUGGUUUUAAUUUGACUUGUACACUGUGUGAUUUUGUUAACUGAAGGUGGUGGAUAGUGACUAAUAAAGUCUUAAUUCAGUU